Oncorhynchus nerka (sockeye salmon) is the source of this 2764-nucleotide messenger RNA. Its product is annotated as sialoadhesin-like. NCBI's taxonomy places the organism in Eukaryota, Metazoa, Chordata, Actinopteri, Salmoniformes, Salmonidae. The transcript has 11 exons. The coding region runs from base 313 to 1917 and encodes 534 amino acids. The record is from RefSeq and is a predicted model, not a curated record.
UACACUCAGGAAUGCAGUAAAAGUUCUACAGCAUUUGUGUUCAGCACAUUCUUUGCUUGUGAUCUGUUAAUUACUCACUAAUAUUUGACAAUUUAUCAUGUUAAUGGUCAUAUUUAGUUGAUGCAUUCAGGCACUAUAACCGCUAUUGUAUGUAUGAGGUCCUACAGCUAGACCACUUGUUACUUCCUGGACUGAGUCACUGCUCAACUUGAUUAGAAAAGCCAUACAUGAACCAACACUUUCUCGCCAUACACAUGUCUACUGGAAGACCGGUAAUUGUUAUAAGUCUCUGAAGGAGAGUGGUUAUCUGACAUGAGAAAGAAAUAUUCAACUAUGCAAGUCCUGCACAAAGAGGAGGGGAUGCGGAGUGAAACAUUAACAUGGCCUUUUCUUAUUCAUUGCAUUUGGCUUGGAGUGAUGGGAGUUGAAGCCUCAUCAUGGACUGCUGAGGUGCCCAGCUCAGUAUCCGGCCUGCAGGGCUCAUGCAUCGUGAUUCCCUGCUCAUUCAACUACCCAGAACCAGAGAAGAAGCCCUCCAAAUUCACUGGCAUCUGGUUCAAAGGCACCCAUGAUACUAUAUACCACCCAGACAGCUCCAACAUCAUCAAAGACUACAGGGGUCGUACAGAGCUGGUGGGAGACCUCCGGCAGAAGAACUGCUCUCUCAGAAUCGACCACCUCCAUCGCAGUGACAAAGGACCUUUUCAUUUCAGGGUUGAAAUUAAAGACGAAAACAAGUAUUCCUACAUACAUGACACGGUCUCCAUUGCAGUGAGCAGCUCUCCAGACCCCCCCUCUCUGUCAGUGAGGGAGGAGGUGACGCUGGGGGUGGAGCUGUCUGCCUCCUGCUCUGUGUCUCACUCCUGCCCAUCUGAUUCCCCUCUCCUCACCUGGAGCCACUCCGGAACACCCAGUGUCCAAUCACAGCAGCUGACCAACGGCCAGUGGAAAGUGACAUCAUCCCUGACCUUUACCCCCAGCAUCACUGAUCACAACCAGUCUCUGGUCUGCACAGCAGAACACAGGGGUGUGAAGCCAGUGAAAAUGUCCAAAACUCUCAAUGUCAAAUAUGCCCCAGUGGAUGUGAAGGUGGAGGGAGUGUCCAGUGUGAAGGAGGGAGACUCUGUGAAGCUGAGAUGCUCCAGUGACAGUAACCCUGCUGCCCACAGCUACCGCUGGCACAACAGUAGAGGACCUCUGCCCACCACUGGACCUACCAUCACACUGGAGAAUGUGACCAGACUCACUGAAGCACUCUACUGCACUGCCAUCAACACAGAGGGACAAGGCCACUCUAGCCCAAUGAAGCUCAAUGUAGAGUACCCCCCUGAGAUCAAAGUGGGCUCUGCCUGCACUUCAGACGUCUCCACGGUAACCUGUCUGUGCAUUGUGGACUCGGAGCCCCCCGGCUCUGUGGAGUGGUCUCUUCCAGAUGGACCCCUGCCCAACCGGUCCAGUAUCAGAGUGGAGAGGCAUGGGUCAGUUACCAUGGUGACCCUACAGAGGGCACUAGGCUUCUCCGAGACCGUCCACUGCCAUGCCAGCAACACACAGGGCAAUAUCACCUUGUCCUUCACUGUGUCCACAAAUGAUAAGAAGUUGAUGAUGUACGUUUCAAUUGGUAUUGCUGCAUUAGUGGUGGUAGUAAUACUAAUUCUCAUGUCAGCUUGCCUUUUGAACAGGAAGGGUAGGAGGAGUCGUAGUGACCAGUCAGUAACCAGCAAGCAGGACGUGGACACAGCCAAGGGUGCUUUUUCACAUCCCUCACCAUCAAGGAAAGAGCAGAAAGAAACCAGGAGUGAAAUCCACACAAACUAUUACACCAACGAUCAGCUAUAUGGAAACAUGGAGGCUGAAGAGGAUGGUGACCUAUACGAGUGUGUUGGUGGAGACGAUGCAGUCUAUGCUAAUAUGUGAACACAACAGGAAGCAUGUGGAAGUCAGCUGGCCCAGAGGCAGUGGUACUCAGUCUGUCAAAGUUUCCAGUAAAAUAUUAACAUUUUAAGUCAAUGUAGCAGAACAUCUGACUGCUUAUAUUUGUUAGCUUUAUGUAGCUCCAUGGUUCCAUGGUAAAGGCUAAAGAAAAUGGCACAAUCUUAUUUGGGUUGUGGAUUUGUGUUAUGGCUUUUACAAGUAUUUUUUUUAAAUGAUCUAUGGCUUAGGUGAUUCAGGCUCUUUGGUAUCACAUACACUUAUGUCAGUCUCAUUAAGACUGCAGAACUGUGUACAAGCUGAACUGUUAAUUACAGAACACCACCUAACACAUUAACUGGCAUGACAUUCCGUCUCAUGGGAGGCCAUAAAGCUUCUAAAAGUCUUUGAAUAGGCGGCCACCUCUACAAUGUAUUCAGUCAAAAUGCAUGUUUUAUUGUACACAAACCAAAAGCAUACCAAAGGCACUAACAAGCAUUUAAAUGCAUUUAAAUUACUACAAAUAUGUCAAAAUUCAUCUCCCUCCAUGCACCCCCUGUGACUUCUAGAAAGAUUUGAACCCAGUAACCCCAAAAAAUACUCAGUUUUCACCAUCACUGUAAAGCCCUAGUCAUUUUGUUGCUUUUGAUGAAGUUAUUUCUGAAGAUUAUUAUUUAUUUUAUGUGAAAAGUGAUUCCUUUGUCUGUUACGUGAUCUGAACUCUCGUGCAGGGCUUGAUAGUAACCUGUUAAUCCACUUGUCCUUCAGAGAAGGUGGUGACUGAAAAUGUUGUGGUGUUUGAUGCAAGAAACAUCUUUACAAAAUAAAAUGCAUUAUUAUUCCCAUACCGUUA